Molecule: messenger RNA, 1249 nt
Organism: Nicotiana tabacum (common tobacco)
Lineage: Eukaryota; Viridiplantae; Streptophyta; Magnoliopsida; Solanales; Solanaceae
Product: protein DMP3-like
Biological process (GO): endomembrane system organization
Source: RefSeq, a predicted model, not a curated record
GCCAGCGCAUGAAGAAAGACAGUCAUUUUGAACUAGUGGGAAGUUUCCAUUUCCUCAUUUAUUUCUAGUUUAAUAAGUACUUUGGUUAGGUCAAUACCAAACUUAUAUUCCUCUUUUCAACACGCAUAAAACUCCCAUCCAUAACGUCUUUUCUUUCGUCUUCUAUUCUUCUUCAACCUCAGCUACCUCACAUAUUCGAACCGAUCAUAACUUUCAUUUAUAUAAUCAUUAUAUCAAGCUCAUUUCCAAUCUCCUCUCUACCUUUCAAUUCAUUGCAAUUUCUCAGGCCAAUAUUCAACGAAUCCGAAUUCAAGUCAAGGAGGCACGAAGAGCUCACAAAGAGUUUCGCUAUUUAGCUCUUCAAAAUCCAAGGGAGAGAUUAAAUUGGAAAGGCCCCUUAUUUUAAAUAGGGUGUAAUUAGCGUUAAUGGACAUGUCUCUACGAGCUAGAUCAACCAUCUCUAAACAAGAAUCGACAUCGUCUGAUGCAUCCGAAAUUCCAUUACUCCCUACUAAUAAUAACAACGGCAACAACAACAAUAAUCUUGUACCAGAUUCUUUAGAACGGCCGCUAGUACCACGACUGUCAAUUUCUCAGCGCGCCUUAGAAACCACCGCAAAUUUAGCCAACCUACUUCCAACAGGAACCCUCUUAGCAUUCCAACUUCUAAUCCCAAUUUUCACGAACAAUGGCUCGUGUGACACAGCCACACGUCCCAUGACAUUAAUCCUCCUUGCAUUACUAGCCUUUUCUUGCUUUAUAGCUUGUUUUACUGAUAGCUUUAAAGCACCAGACGGACAAAUUUACUAUGGCUUAGCCACAUUCAAAGGGUUGUGGAUUUUCGAUUACAACGCAGCAACAGCUUCAGGAGUUCCUAAUGAAUUGAACAAGUAUAGAGUUGGGUUCAUUGAUUUAGUACAUGCUGUGCUAUCUGUUCUUGUAUUUGUUGCAGUAGCUUUGAGAGAUAAGAAUGUGGUGAGUUGCUAUUAUCCAAGUCCAAAUCAUGAAACAAAACAGGUACUUGAUGUGGUUCCUAUUGGGAUUGGGGUAAUUUGUAGCUUGUUAUUUGUGGUCUUUCCAACAAGGAGACAUGGCAUUGGCUUCCCUGUCACACCUGACAGACGGUAAUUUUUUUUUUUUGUUAAUGUCUGUAACAAGUGAAAACUGUAACAUUUGUUGUUGUAUUUAUCAUGGAUCCAUCUUUGAUUUGUAGUAUUAUGUUUUGCAAAGUCAUUGAUUAUUUAAUUAA